Messenger RNA from Mus musculus (house mouse), 3152 nucleotides. RefSeq names its product spermatogenesis associated 31 subfamily E member 3 (gene Spata31e3). Lineage: Eukaryota; Metazoa; Chordata; Mammalia; Rodentia; Muridae. The record is from RefSeq and is marked predicted. The transcript has 4 exons. The coding region runs from base 45 to 3098 and encodes 1017 amino acids.
ACUCAAGGACUCAGUAGCCUGAGAGCUGCAUUGCGAUUCAGAAGAUGGAGAAUUUUCUCUCUCUGAUGAAUAGCAUUAUCGAUUCAUGGAUGAGCAACAGCUCCAUGGACAUAGCAAUGGACAUGACCAUUGGCUUUAUGUGUGGAGUUGGGCUCUUUUUCCUACUUAUCCCCUUCCUGAAGGAGUACCCAGUGUCACCAGCAUCUGAGAAUGAAUGGAGCAAACCACAGGAUGUGAAGAGGUGGCAGAAGAAGACCAGUAAGAAAACAGCUACUGGAAAAGGUUGUACAGAUGGAGGAAAAAAUGCAGAAGAGACCAAGACACCAUCACAACCUAUGGAAAUCCCCAACAAGCAACGUUACAAAAAUCUUAGUCGAUUUUUCUGGGGUACAUACUCUAUUAACUCUGAAUCAGUUGUGGCUACUGUCCAUGAGCUCAGAAGCCCUUCCUUGGGAAAAUGUAAAUCUGUGAGGUUUAGUGAUGACAGUGGCCCUGACAAAGCUCCAUCCAAGGCUAAAGGACUUCCACAGCAUUCCCAGCAUCAGCCAUUACCUCACCACCGUGUGAUACCAAACUUGGUAGAUGAGAAACAAGUCCAAGAAAAGAAAAUCCUCACAAAAUCUACCCGAAAACAAACACCACCUUGUUUCAAAAGUAGGACCUAUGUGGUGCCACAUCCCACCACUGAGAGAAGGAAACAGGCAUCCCUACCAGCUGGAAGCCUGCCUGGGAAACAUGGACCAUAUUCAAAAGAAACCAAAGAUUAUGAUGAGCGAAAACAUCAAAAAGCUAUUAGCAAGCCCACUGACAACUUGCGCUGGGACACCCUGCAUUGUAAAGCUAUCAGUCCAGUCAUCAUCCAUCCUGAGCAUUGCCAGAGGCUCCAGCUCCAUAAGGAGCCAGAGAAUAACGAAAAGACAACUAGAGUCAAAGAACAACAAGGAACCCCAUUCAGAUUCCUCCCCUACAGGAAACCGACCCAUGUACAGGAACAUUUCCCAGCAAACACUGUUCAUUAUUGCAAGAACAGGCCUCAACUCUCCCAGCCUGCCCAGGCCUCCAUCUUCAACACCAAACCCUACAAAUGUAGUAAAUGGAAGGGGUCUGUGCCUACAGGGCUGCCCUUAAAGAAGGACAUAGCAAAGUCUGAUAUGCAUAACACCAUCAAGAAGGACCUUGGUGUGGGGGCACAAAAGGUGCCUGGCACUGCAAGCAGCAGCCCUGGGAAGGAGGUGAGACCCAAGAAACCUGCACUGAGGACAGAGAAGGUGUCCUCCAUGAAACCUGCUGGGCACUAUUCCCUGCCUGAGGCAAAGACAGCAUCAAAUUUCACAGAGCUUCCAGUGAAACAAAGGAGACCAUAUCUGCAGAUGCUUGUGGCAAGGGAUCUGACCCCACCUGGAGUUCCAGCCUCAAACCUCCCCCAGGUUGUGUAUCCCUCCUCGCCCAUCUGCAAUUCCAAGGCUGCCAGGGUCCUGGAAAAAUUGCAUCACCAGGAUCCAGGAGGGACAAGGAUAAAAAGUGCAUCAGUUGCGAGGCCAGAGAGAGCUGAGUUUAUACACUCACUUCCAGAGGCUCAGGAGACCCACAGAGCCCCUCCAUUUGCUGCCAGCCAUGGGGCCACAAAGUCUCAUCUAGAUCCAUUGCCAAGAUACCUGAGUGUUCAGAGACCUGCUUGCUACUUCCAGGCAGCAAAUCCCCAACAGAUCAGGACUCUCUGGGGCACUGGAAAAGGCAGUCUGAAGCCAAGUACCAAUCUCAAAAUGGCCAAGCAUGCACCACAGAAGAACUUUCAGGAGGUGGACUCACGACAUCGCCCAUGGUGUAUGACAAUGGAAGGCCCUGGACAAAGGGUCCUACCUUCAGGAGCCAAACAAACUACAGUGGAGGUGAAAGAAGAGCCACCUCAUGCAUGGAGAGUGAGUCUGGGAUCCAGUGAGAGUCACAUUGGUAAGCAUAUCGAUAUCAGACCCAGGGACUUUGGGUCAUUAUGGGCCAACAGACUCCCAGCCCAUCUACAAAUACCUACCUCCCAACACUCACAGGACUCAAGUGAGAGUAUUUUUAGUUCAAACCACCAGCCAAGAGCCUGGCCUGUGAGUCACCAUCCAGUUGGCCCCAGUAGAGUCAUCCCUGCUGAUGUCAACUUGCCUUCAAAGGACUCUCUGCCCAGUUUCCAGAAUACAGUCCAAAACACCAAGCCUUCCCAGGGCUUAUGCGAUGUCCUCAUGAGGAGACACCAGAGGAGUGAUACUCAAGAGAACAGGGUCCUAGCUGAUAAGAUCAAAGUUUGUGAUCAUGAUGGGGUCCAUCCCCAUGUAGAGAGCCAGAGUAUAAAAUCUAGGGCCAUACGCCUGGCAGAAAGGCUUGAAGAAAUAAGGCCUUCGAUCCUGAGCUCCAUAAAGCUCAAGGAUACAGCCAAGUCUAGGAUAGCAGAAAAAGGAGAGGCUACUUCUAAUACCUCUCGGAAGAACACCUUACUUAAUAAUUUACUAGAAAGAAACCUCAGCAAAAAAUACAGUGAGCAAGGGGAUUCUUUAAGGAUUGAUCAACCCACACCAGCUGCUGAGCAGACAAAAGUCUUAACCAUUAAAAUGGUCAUCUACAGAAUGAUAGCUGCACUGAAAUCCCUUGUGGAUGUUCUGUUCCAGAUCUUGGAGGACAGUGAAGGGGACACAUCAGAGGUACAAGGGAGUGAAGUGGAAUCACUGACAACCCAGCUGACAUCCCACUCUUCUGAGAGUCUGUAUGACACAAACUAUAGCAGACCAGCAAGCAGGCGGAGCUGUGGCCAUUCCACCUCUGAGAUGCAUAACUAUUCUUUGACAUAUAGAAGAAUGGGAGACAAAUUGCAGUCAGGGAUUAAAGCCCAAAGAGCCUGUGACCCAUAUAUGAACCAAGAGAUGAGAGGGAUGUGCUUUGACCAGCUCCACAUGCCCAAGGGGAAAGAACUUCCAUGUGAGUACAGGAGAAAUGGAGCCAAGCAGGAGCCAGGUCUUGUUGCCCAGCAAGCCUCUGACUCUAGGUAUACCUUGCAGAAUAGGUUAAGGAGCAGGUGGCUCAGGCCAUCCAUGCCUUCCCACACCAGGAUCUUCUAGAAGAUGUCCCAUCUUGCCAGCCAUUGUCCUAGUAAUAAACUUGGUUUUCUCCCU